Messenger RNA from Stegodyphus dumicola, 693 nucleotides. RefSeq names its product cyclin-dependent kinase 2-associated protein 1-like. NCBI's taxonomy places the organism in Eukaryota, Metazoa, Arthropoda, Arachnida, Araneae, Eresidae. The record is from RefSeq and is a predicted model, not a curated record.
GUCUAAAAAUUAUUUAUCUUUUCUUGCAGAUUUCAUUAAAAAAUGGAUGAAGAUAAUCAUUCUGUUGAUUCACCUGCUCAGAGUAAUCCUGGAACUCCACUACCCAGUAAUCCUGGUACACCACGAAAUGACCGAAAUGAUGAUAUUGCUUUAGUUUCCUCGACCUCUUGCUAUCCCACUCCUCAAAGUACUGGCUCAGGUUCAUCUCGACAGCAGCCUAAACCUAAAUAUUCUCAACUUCUUGCUAUCAUUGAAGAAUUAGGAAAAGACAUUCGACCCACAUAUGCUGGAAGUAGGAGCUCUGCUGAGAGACUGAAACGUGGCAUUGUGCAUGCUCGAAUUCUUGUGAGGGAAUGUUUGAUGGAAACUGAAAGGAAUGCUAGAUCAUGAGUGCUUAUUUAAUUAUUUUGUAAUUGAUACAAAGAUACAUAUUUUUGUUUUUCAUUGAAAGCUCAUUGUUGUAUAAAAUUUCCAAAUGAAAUUUAUCCUAAAUUUUGCUGAACCUUUUUCAUCAUUUUGAUUGAGCAAAUUUUGAUAAACUUUAUAUAUCAAAGGAACAUAAUUUGUGGUUUCAUUUGUGUGAUAGUUAUCUAAUUUUUUAGUCUAUAUUAUGCAUUUAAAGUUUUAUCAUGAUUAAAUUCACCAUGUAAAAGAGCAUUUUUAAUUUAUUUAAUAAAAAGAAACAUUUAUUUA